AUGGAUAAUAAAGAUUUUGGAACAAAUCCUAUUACCUUUGAAACGCUUGAAGAUGAGGAUGUUUAUUAUAGUCAAUUCAUUGAUUUGGAUGCUAUUUCAAAAGAAGAGCCAUUUGAAGUUUUGGAUGAAGACCUGUAUGGUUUCUGGGAUUAA
Racocetra persica is the source of this 153-nucleotide messenger RNA. The record is from the annotation of a GenBank genome assembly. NCBI's taxonomy places the organism in Eukaryota, Fungi, Glomeromycota, Glomeromycetes, Diversisporales, Gigasporaceae.